GAAGACAAUUGUCAUUAACAUUGACAUCCAGACUAUAGGAAAACGAUGUUUAUUGGGUUCUUCGUCCUCUUGGUGACAUACUAUACCUGUCACGUAGCUGAAAGUAUACAGACUCGAGAAUAUAAUAUUGGAGACGACUGUCCAAAAUCCGAAGAAGUUAACGAGAAUCGCCAAAUUAAUCUUAACUAUGAUGGACAAAGAGUUAGCUCGUGUUCCUACAUGUAUUUCCAAGGACAAGGGGAGACACUCAGUGAUGAAUAUCAAGUCUGUGUUACACCGAAGUGGUUCAGGGAUUAUUACUGCAGCGUGGAAAUAGUGUUUAGAUCUGGUUACAUGGGCAAAAAAUUAAAGACCUUUUCUUGUUCAAGCUCUUAUUCAAGCUCAAAAUUCUGUGCCGAUACUGGUAAACUACUUUACAUAGACUUCACUCAAGUUUAUGGAAAAUCAACAACCGGUGUCAGUUUCAGAUUUCUUAUCACUGGUAAAAAGAUUGAUUUAAGUGACAUAGCUUGGGGCGUUAUCGGUGGAGUAAUCGGGGGCAUCUUGUUAGUUACGUUGCUAACUGCUCUGUUCUGUUGGUGUGUCUGUAAAAGAAAGCCGACUGUGGGACGAGUACUCACCCAUACUGGUCAAGUUACAACAAGUUCUGUCAUAACUCAGCCAACCUAUCCCUAUCCCACAUCUGCUGCACAACCAGCUGGAAACAUCACCUCAUAUCCAGCAGCGAAUUAUUCAACACCUUAUGCAACUGAUUAUGGUACUCAGUCCUCAAUUCAGUCCUCGCAAACAGUGGAAUGGCAACCACCACCAAAACAAGCGUCUGCUCCUCCCCCGCCAAGUUAUGAUGAAAUCAUGAAUUAGACUAAACUGUUCAAACCUGUGAAAGGAAAUCAAAGGCAAAAAUUAUGCAUGACACAACCAUGAAUGCUUUAAUGUUACAUUUACCUUAUUAAGUUUUUCUUUUUUUAAUAUAUUUGUAAGACUCCAAUGUCCGAUGGUGACGCCAAAGUCCGAUGGUCGCGCCAAACCCCGAUGGUCUGCGCCAAACCCCGAUGGCUCCUUGUCAUUACGGACGCCAAUGUCCGAUGGUCACGACAAAGUCCGAUGGCUCGUUUCCUAUGAGACGCGCGACGCUAAAGUCCGACGUCAUUACCUUAUUCUGCAUUCAAAAUUUAUUGAUUCAGUAUUUGUGUCACAUGUGUAUUUACGGAUAUUGCUUUUUGUUUUCACCCACCAGAGGUAUUAGAGUUAGUCCUCGUACACCACUGAAGUGAUAAGGGUUAGUCCUUGAACAGUAAGGUGCUUCUUCGAACCCACCCGAGAAAUUUUAGGGUUAGUCCUCGCACACUAUUGGACUGAUUAAGAUUAGUCCUGCACCCACCUAUAAUAGUUAGGUUAGAGUUGAUACUCACUUUUCGACUGAUAAGUCUUAGUUUCGCACCUACAUCCAAAAGACGAGGGUUAGUCUUUGUAUUUAUGAUAUUUUGUAUUUAUUUAUUGGCAUGCCGAGGCAUCGAAUUCUUAAGCAGUAGUACUAUGACGUCAUAGACGUUAAUUGUUUUCUGUACCAUCGGACUUUAGCAUGUCAAACCAUCGGGGUUUGGCGCAGACCAUCGGACUUUGGCGUGACCAUCGCACUUUGGAGUCCUACAUAUAUAAAUUUAUAUUUUUGAUUAUUGAUAUAUUAAGUCUGCUAAAUUUUCUUUGAACUAAAUACAGUUAUUGUUAUUCCCUCUUAGACAAGUUAUACCUCUUAGACAGACGUACAUUUAUGAUAGUCUUGUCUGUUUUAUUACCUGUGUUUUGUUUUUCAUAUCCAAUCAAUAAUUCAAAAAUUCUAGGUCUAGAACCAUCAACUUUGCAAGAUGUGCACACAUACAAAAUACGUCUGAAACCUUCAAUAAUUAUAAUAUUGCAAGUUACUGUUGAACUUGACAUUCCAAGGACCGAUAUGUUUUCCGAGUGAUUUCAAUUUCAAAUGUUACCUUCCAGAAAAACCUAUUCGUAUAAUAUUACAUCAAUCAAGUUACGAAAGGUGGUUGCAAUUAAUUAUUACAGAUUGAUAAUAAGGAUAAGUGUAUUUCCGUUUUAUACGGCAGCGACAAUUAUUUUCAUUUUAUAAGAAUUGAAUGAGCAAGGCUGAAAAUAAGGUAGAAUGAUGCAUAUUUGUAAUUAAUAUUAAUAACUACAGUAUAGAAGAUGUAUCUUAGGGGUCAAAAGCAAUUAUAAGUUGUUACCAUGGAGACUAUUUUGAUAGUGGUGGUGG
Messenger RNA from Saccostrea cuccullata (small rock oyster), 2266 nucleotides. RefSeq lists its product as uncharacterized. The record is from RefSeq and is a predicted model, not a curated record. The coding region runs from base 46 to 861 and encodes 271 amino acids. The transcript is spliced from 5 exons. Lineage: Eukaryota; Metazoa; Mollusca; Bivalvia; Ostreida; Ostreidae.